AACUAUGGGAACCAUGGGAAAGAGAGGAUUAAACGACCAACAAGUUAAAACACCAAAAAAAAACGAUAAUUACAGUUAAAAAAUCGGUUUUGUAUUAGUUAUCUGUAACCUCUAUCUCUCUGCUAUGCGUGGUCAUCCUCUUGAAAAUAUGCUGACUAACUGAUUACGUGACGUCACCGUUGAUCCACUCUAUGUAUGUCGAGUUGCCGGCCGCGGUAUCGUUCAUAUGUUUGUGGCUAGCUUUCGUUUUAUGGGAUCAAACGUUGUAGUUGGAUCACAACCUUCGUCAACUGCGUAUCUGCCUGCGGCUAGCAAUAUGAGAGUUCUCUCAUGUUUUUUGUUGACGCUUGUAACGAUCAUCAGUGAUAAUCAUGCGGAUGCUGCGCGAAUUCUUGGAGUGUUCCCGACACCAUCCAAGUCGCAUUGGAUUCUUGGGUCUUCGCUCUUGAAGGAAUUGGCAAGCGAUGGACAUGAGGUCACUGAUGUUAGUCCAUUCAAACUAUCGAAUCCACCUGCGAACUACCAUCACGUGGAAAUUGCAACAGAUCAUGAAUUUUUCAACCGUGGAGCAACUUUUUUCGGAAACUGAUAAAUCUCAAAUUAGCAAAAUGGUGGAAAUGUAUACUGCGGUUAACUACUUUUCUAACAGUACGCUAUCAUCACCUGCUGUGAAGCAAUUGCUUCGAUCCAAUCAAAAAUUCGAUUUAGUUAUCUUGGAAAUCUUCCUCGACCAUGCUCUGCUUGGCUUUGCAGAACACUUCGGUUGUCCAGUCAUUGGCACCACUACUCAUGGAGUGUUAGGGUGGAUUAACUCCCUAGUCGGAACUCCGCAACCACUUUCGUAUGUUCCACAUGUUCACAUAGGGUUUUCUAAUCCGAUGAACUUUUGGCAGCGAAUGGCUAAUGUGAUUUUUACUGCGAUUGAUGAAACGUUGCUAUCUGUGUUGGUAUACCCAGAACAGGACCGAAUGUACAGAGAAGCGUUUCCUAAUGCUAAGCGCUCGUUGAGUGAAAUGAGACGAGACGCAGUGUCUUUGGUUUUAGUGAAUAAUCACUUUAGUUUAAGUUAUCCAAGACCGUACGUUCCAAACAUGAUCGAGAUCGGAGGCUUCCACGUUAACAGAAAAGUCAAUCCACUGCCUGAGAAUAUUCUGAAUUUCAUCGCAAACUCAACUGAUGGAGUAAUUUAUUUUUCUAUGGGUUCGAACUUGAAGCCGUCCCAAAUGGGUAAAGAGAAACAGCAAGACUUGCUUAACGCAUUCUCUAAAGUGAAACAAAACGUUAUUUGGAAGUGGGAUGACGAAAGUUUGAAACUCGACAAAAGCAAGUACUUCAUUGCCAAGUGGCUUCCCCAGGAUGAUAUUUUAGCGCAUCCUAAUGUAAAACUGUUCAUCACUCACGGAGGCUUGCUAAGUUGCACAGAGUCCAUCCACCAUGGCAAACCAAUCAUUGGAAUUCCAAUUUUCGGGGAUCAGCAAAUGAAUAUGGAUCAAGCGGAAAAAGCAGGAUGGGGCGUUGCCGUGAAAUUUACCGAUCUUAAUGAAGAGUCUAUUACUAAUGCACUGAAUGAAGUUCUCAAUAACGACAAAUACACUAAAACAGUACAAUUAAUAUCGAAACGAUUACGCGAUCAACCACUACCGCCAAUGGACAUGGCUAAAUACUGGGUGAACUAUGUCCUCCGUCAUGAUGGUGCUGAACAUCUCAAGUCGCCUGGGCAACAAUUUUGCUUUAUCCAGUAUCACAACAUCGAUGUAUAUGUCUUUAUAAUAGCUUUAGUUGCCAUACUAAUUGCAUUACCCAUCAAAGUGUUCAGAGCUUUGUGCAGUCAAAGUGCGAAACAUUCAUCUAAAAUUAAGAGCAAGAGUAAAAAAAAAACGAAUUGAUUUGUAACGUGAAUCAAUAAUGAACAAAAAUAAAGUGGAAAUUCCGUUGCAGAAAAAACACAAAUAGUCAAAUCAA
Messenger RNA from Aedes aegypti (yellow fever mosquito), 1962 nucleotides. Its product is annotated as UDP-glucuronosyltransferase 1-6. NCBI's taxonomy places the organism in Eukaryota, Metazoa, Arthropoda, Insecta, Diptera, Culicidae. The transcript is spliced from 5 exons. Gene Ontology annotation, molecular function: UDP-glycosyltransferase activity. The coding region runs from base 465 to 1886 and encodes 473 amino acids. The record is from RefSeq and is a predicted model, not a curated record.